Messenger RNA from Wasmannia auropunctata (little fire ant), 3211 nucleotides. It is a transcript of the gene Drp1, whose product is annotated as dynamin-1-like protein. Gene Ontology annotation, molecular function: microtubule binding; GTP binding; GTPase activity. Gene Ontology annotation, cellular component: cytoplasm; mitochondrion; microtubule. The transcript has 8 exons. Gene Ontology annotation, biological process: mitochondrial fission. The coding region runs from base 371 to 2566 and encodes 731 amino acids. NCBI's taxonomy places the organism in Eukaryota, Metazoa, Arthropoda, Insecta, Hymenoptera, Formicidae. The record is from RefSeq and is a predicted model, not a curated record.
AGGGGCGAGGGAAUCAGGUGUGCAAUAUACUGUGCAUUAUUCCCGCGGUACUCGCGGUGGUGGAGCGAUAGAGUUAUUUCGAGUGAAAUUACGGCCGUUCGGCGCGUCAUCGCUCAUCAAUCGACGAUUUGGCGUGUGCGGAAUAUAUCCGCUUCCGUCACACGAAGGAGCCGCGCGACGCGCAUGUAGAGGAGAGAGAGAGAACGAGGCAGCGCCGAAACGCUCGAGGGGCAGAGAGAAGGAGACGAGUGAGGCGCGAGCGUUACUUGAAUAAACCCGGCUUCGUUAACCGACCGACCGUCGUCCCGAUCGAUUCCCGUUCCGUCGAACGCGACGCGCGGAGGCUUCGUCGUCGCCUGUCCGCUCCGCCAUGGAAGCCCUGAUACCUGUGAUAAACAAACUGCAGGACGUGUUCAACACCGUCGGCGCUACCGUGCUGCAACUGCCGCAGAUCGUCGUUCUGGGCACGCAGAGUUCAGGAAAGUCGUCUGUAAUCGAGAGCUUGGUGGGCCGUUCUUUUCUGCCGCGAGGGACCGGUAUUGUCACGCGACGUCCAUUGAUACUGCAACUUGUAUAUACGCCGAGAGAUGAUCGAGAACACAGAAGCGCGGAAAAUGGCACCCUGGACCUGGAGGAGUGGGGAAUGUUUCUGCACACGAAGAACAGGAUUUACAAAGAUUUCGACGACAUUCGCGCGGAGAUCGAGGCCGAGACUGACAGAAUGGCCGGAGCAAACAAAGGGAUUUGUCCGGAACCAAUUAAUCUUAAAAUAUUCUCGACGUCCGUUGUCAAUCUGACGCUCAUAGAUCUACCUGGCAUCACGAAAGUGCCGGUGGGCGACCAGCCGGAGGACAUCGAAUCUCAGAUACGUGAGCUCGUGUUAAAGUACAUAUGUAGUCCGAACUCCAUAAUCCUAGCAGUUGUCACUGCCAACACCGACAUGGCUACGAGUGAGAGUUUGAAGCUGAGCAAAGACGUUGAUCCAGAUGGCAGACGAACGCUUGCAGUCGUUACAAAACUGGACCUCAUGGAUGCCGGGACUGACGCCAUAGAUAUCCUAUGCGGCAGAGUCAUCCCGGUCAAACUGGGCAUUAUAGGUGUAGUUAAUCGCUCGCAGCAGGACAUAAUGAAUAACAAGAGUAUUCAGGAAGCGUUGAAGGACGAAGCCACGUUCUUGCAACGCAAAUAUCCAACGUUGGCUAACAGAAAUGGCACCCCUUACUUAGCGAAAACUCUCAAUCGUUUACUUAUGCAGCAUAUUAGGGACUGCUUGCCGGAGUUGAAGAACAGAGUCAACACGAUGGUCGCGCAAUAUCAGACCCUGCUCAAUUCCUACGGCGGGGACGUCGAGGACAAAAGUCAAACGUUGCUGCAGAUCAUCACGAAGUUCGCGAACAGCUACUGCGCGACGAUAGAGGGCACGGCAAGGAACAUAGAGACCACCGAGCUGUGCGGCGGCGCUCGCAUUUGCUACAUAUUUCACGAGACGUUUGGCAAAACGCUCGAUUCGAUUAAUCCGCUGGCGGACCUCAGUAAGGUCGACAUACUGACCGCUAUUCGCAAUGCCACCGGUCCGAGACCGGCUCUCUUCGUGCCAGAGGUCUCCUUCGAGCUGCUAGUUAAACGGCAAAUACGAAAGUUAGAGGACCCCUCGUUACGGUGCGUGGAGCUUGUGCACGAAGAGAUGCAAAGUAUAAUACAGCACUGCGGCACCGAGGUGCAACAGGAAAUGCUGCGUUUCCCCAAAUUGCACGAGCGUAUCGUCGACGUUGUUACACAGUUGCUACGUAGACGACUCCCACAUACAAAUUCAAUGGUAGAGAACUUGGUUGCGAUAGAAUUGGCGUACAUUAACACUAAGCAUCCCGACUUUCACAAAGAUGCAGCAUUUGUGUCGUCCUUGCUGAAGGACACUGAUGUAGAUCACCUGAAGCACAAUAAACGUAAUCGUUUUGAAGUUAAUUCCUCAGCGUCCAAUACUAUAAUCACCAAUGACACGAUUUUAAAAUCAGUCAAUAAUCGAGGUGAGAUGAACUCUGUUUCCAAUCAGACUAAGGAACAGCAAGGGCAGCAAAAUCACUGGCUGCUAAGUAACUUGCUACUCCAGGGACGACCGGAGUCGACUAGUUCCGCGGACGGUUCUCCGGUCAGAAUGCGCGAAAACUCACACCCGAAUCCAGCGAUCGAACUGCAGAAAGCGUCCCCGCAACAGAAACCAGUAAAUCUACUCCCUGCGGUACCAAUACAGACGUCCCGGAAACUCAGCGACCGCGAGCAACGGGAUUGUGAUAUUAUCGAAAGACUCAUAAGAUCAUACUUUUAUAUUGUACGAAAGUCCAUUCAGGAUAGUGUACCAAAGGCUGUUAUGCAUUUCCUAGUCAACUACGUGAAGGAUAAUCUACAGAGCGAACUCGUCACACAUUUGUACAAAUCGGAUCAGGCCGAGGCCUUGUUGAUCGAAAGCGAACACAUCGCCGUCAGGCGUAAAGAAACUGCGGACAUGCUUAAGGCACUGACUCAAGCAGGUCACAUCAUUAGCGAAAUUAGAGAGACGCACAUGUGGUAAUCGAUUGCCUAGACCUUUCACGCCACCGGAUUCUAGUUGAAUUUAGGCAUUGCAUCUCUGUGUUUUAACGAACUGAGUUUAAAGGAUUGUACUUUACCAAUGUAUAUGAUGAAUCACUGUACAUAACUCUUGCCUUUCUCACGCAAGUAAGGUAUACGUAUCUAUUGAGAAGCCAAUGGCCCUGAUACUUUACGUCACCUAGUUUUAUAUUAUAGUAUGAGCAUGAAAGAGGCAUGACAUGUCGCGCGUAAAACGCGCGUUUGGUGCAACCGUCUCAUUUACUUGAUUCACGAGAUGUAAUUCAGACUCGGAUCUUUUACUCGGCGUUAGAUGUAUAAUGCUGAUGACCUAUCGUUGUACGAAAAUCGAUUGAUUCUUGAAUAACUUGUUUUGUAUCACGUAUUUUACCACGGGAAUUAUAUGCUUCUUAAUUACUUAGUCCAAUCCUGCAUUGCCUCACGUUACAGCGUUACUGUUAACGAGAAAUGCAAUUGAAAAUCGUUCCGUGUAUUUUCUAUAUAACUCCGCUGUUUGCAUAAAUUUCUUUUUCCAGAAUAGGAAUCCAUUCUAUUCUUAAUGGAUUGUAUCGCGUUUUUUCACAGAGCUGUAGAAUAAACGUCGAAAGAAUUGUUUCAGUGCUAUAAA